CAAGUCCCUACAGACAGCGAGAGGCAGAGAGGAAGUGUGCAAGAGUCAGAUAAGAAAGAAACAGCACAACAUGUUAAGUUUUGAUAUAACUCGUACUGCUGCAGCCACCCCACGCUGACAUCGUACCUUGAAACCAAGAAAUGAAUAUCAUUACACAGAUGCUGUUACCUCCCCCAAAUGAAACACAUCUUAUAAUAAAGAGUAUUAUUAACAACAACCUCAAGAAGCUCAAAGAAUUAGUAAAGGAAACCAACAUUAAUGAACUUUACCCAUGCAAAGAAGUUAAUGACUAUAUAAAUCCACUGAUAGCUGCUGUUGUAAAUCACAAAGUGGAUAUUUUGACAUUCCUUUUGCAUCAGGGUGCUGACCCAAACGAGGUUUCCACUAACGGCCUUACACCUCUGCAUUAUGUAUCACUAUCCAAAGCACCAGCUAUUUACGUACAGAAACUGCUUGAAGCCAAAGCUCAUCCAAAUGGAUCGAAUCCAAUGUUUACCCCUCUGCAAACUGCUGCCAUCCAUGACAGGGACGAUGUCUUCAGAGUUCUCCUUUCAGCUGGAGCAAUGGUAAUGUUGUUGACUGGGGCUCAAUAUAAAUGUCACAAUGAAAAAAUAUCUCAGAUGACUCAUGACCUUGCAUCGAGGGGAGAUAAAUUGUGCUCCAAAAUCAGAUAUUUCCUAGAUAUGGGAAUUGCUGUGUCAGAAAAAACACCUGAAGCAGUGUUCAAAAUGUUUGACAGUCACAUGCUGUUGCAGGAUCCUCAGACCCAUCUGACAAUGAUUGAAAGACUUUUUAAUGUAACUGGGCUAGAUGCAGAAAAAUACAAGCAGCUAAGUAUCAAAUGGCUGAAGGACACUGGAAAUCUUGACCCCUACAUUGCAGAUGCCGUCAGUCGCUUUCCAAACAUUCUCCAGGACUAUGUUGAAUUCUCAAUGGCCACUUUACAUGCAGUUUUUUGCACUCUUGAAGAUAUACCAAAUGAGCAAGCUUUGGGUAUAAUUGCCCAACUACUGAACCAGCUUAGCUCAAAAGAGAGACCUGAUAUAUGGCCACCUGUUUUGUCCACUCUAUAUGUGAUAACACAGAAGACAAAAGGCAGAAAUAGCUGGGAUCAGAACUUUGUUGAGAAGAUAUGCAAGACAAUCGCUCCUUUUGUAGAGAGCCGAAACACCUUGGACAUAAGACUUCUCACAUACGGCACAUUCGCAAACUUACUUUCAGUUAAACAUGCAACCAGCAUCUUUGCAUCAGUGGAAAUAACUUCAGUGCCUGAGGACAUACUGAUGUCUGCAGAAAUGAAUACAAAUGAGAAGCUGAAAGAAGUGCUUAAGCAACUGAAAGAUCAUCUCAGCAAGCCAAGCAUGGACUCUGAGGACUCCACAGUCUUACCUGAAUCCAAAAAGAAGAAGAAGAAGAAAAAGAAAAACAAACAACAGUCAGAAAAUCAAGAAGAACCAAAUGAUGAAGUUUGCAAUGCUUCAUCUAAUCCAACAGUAGGCCCUGUUGAGGAGACCACUUCAAAUGUGAAGCCAGUCCAUGUCCAAACUACUAAAUCAAUGCCACGCAGAUGGGAACAAAGCAGCGUGAGGUGGAGAGAAAAGUUAGAGAAGCUUGUGAGUACUGAUGAAGAAGUGAGCAGAAUUGGGAGCAUGAUAUAUGUAAAUAAAGAAGAAUUCCGCAUAGCAAAAGGGAGUGACGGUACCCAAGUCUUCUUGGGGCUGAGAGAUGAUGGCACUGAAGUUGCUAUUAAGAAAAUAUACAAAUGCAACUAUCAGUUGCUGAAGCAUGAGGAAGGAUUUCUACGGCUUCCAGAGCUUGACCAUCCAUCCAUUGUGAGAUACAUUGACCAAUCGGAGGAUGACAACUUUGGAUAUCUUGGUCUUCAACUGUGUGAAUACACCUUGGAAGAAUACAUAAAAACUCAGGAUGAUAGUCACUUGAGAAAGAAACUUGUCUAUCAAGUUCUCGAAAGUUUAAGGGUGCUUCACUGUCAAGAUCCUCCCAUUCUCCACCGAGACCUCAAACCACAGAAUGUUCUGAUCGAUGUGAAGAGGAGGGCACGAUUAGCUGAUUUUGGCAUCAGUAGACGGUUACCCAAAGACCAAACAUCUUAUCGCACUUCCAGAGCAGGGACAAGAUGUUGGAUGGCCAAGGAGACUUUAUCAGAAGAAGACGACACUAAGAUACCAUACAAGCCAAACUGUGAUAUACAGGUGGCAGGGAUGGUGAUUUAUUAUAUCCUCUCUGGAGGGCACCAUCCUUUCGGUGACAAACCCCAUAAAUGUGAGAACAACAUUGAUGAAGGGAACUACACUUUGGACCAUGUUCGAGACGUGUUGGCAAAAGACCUCAUUGAGUGGAUGAUUGAUGCAGAACCAAAGAACAGACCUAAAGUGGAAGAAUGCUUGAGGCACUCCUUCUUCUGGACCCCUGACAGGAGAAUAGAAUACUUGAGAAAAAUGGGAAACAGGAAGGAGGCAGCAAACUGUCGAAAUGCUGACCAGGAAUUAAUUUCUUCACUGGAGAAAUGCGCUGGAUCCUUCAAACAGUGGAAAGAUAAGUUUCCAAAAGAGUUGCUGAAGAAAAUGGAUGGCAAGAAGAAAUGCUACCCUGAGAACACGUUGGGAUUACUGCGCUGCAUACGAAACCUCCAGGACCACUAUCAGGUUGAUGCAGCUCAAGUUGAUGUGAUGGAGAUAUAUCCUGACCUCUUCGGAUGUGUUUACAAGUUCGCGAAGACUCAAGGGUGGAAUUCAGAGACCCCGUUGAAGGAAAUGUUCCUUAGAGAAGACAUCAGCACCAGCUUUACAUCCACAAGCCCUGAGGAGCCUCUGUCUGUCCCCGUACAAGAGUCUCAACUCAGCGACUUGAAGUGAAGAAGUACUUGAGUCUUGUAAGGAGUCAGAGAAUAAAAGUACAAGCAAUUCUGAUGCAAUGGUUUUUAACUGUUACUGUAUAGUUUCCAAUCUGAAUACGCCUGUAAGGCUUUGCAUGUGCAUUGUACAUAGGAACUAAAGGCUGACAGUAAGAGUGUAUUGUAGUUCAAUUUUAGGGACCUUUUACCUACAUUUAAAAAAAAAAAAAAUCACUUUUUAAAACAUUAUUAUGAUGAACUAUACUGUAUUUGCAACAUUAUUUAUUCAUGGCUUCAGUCUAUUUAUUUGAUGACUUAUUACACACAUGACAUAUGGUAAAUACAAACAUCAGGAAAUUGAAAAAGUUAAAUCACUGAAUUUUCUGCAUCUCAAAUUAAUAACUAUAUAUAUAUUUAAACAUUCUACUGUUGACAUUUUUUUUCCACUAUAGUUUUUUUUAAAUCACAUUUAAAUGUUAGAAUAUUUUAUAAUUUUGUAUUACCAUGGUAUUGCUAUAAUAUGUUGGGGGAGCAGAAAGUGAGGGAGUUGAUGUACUGAACUCUGAACUAUACAUACAUAGACACUGAUAGAAGCUCUUUAUGUGUUUCAGUGAUGUCACGGAAACCUACAUACACUGUUGUACUAAUAGAAUCAUCUAACUUUCUCUUUUUCAACUACAACUUUAAAAGGCUCCUCACUGAAGAAGUGAUAUCUCAAAUGUAUGAACAAAAUAAAAAUACAUCAUUUGUUUGUCUACAAAUGAAGGAAACAAUGUGUUUAUGUAAAUAUGUUCACUCUAGUUGAGAGGCUUUUUCCAUCUCAUUCUCUUCUUACUAAUACUGAAUGUUAACUUACAAGCUACAACAUGUACAUACAACAUGGACUGCAAUGCCACUAACUGUUUGUCACACAAAACCUGAACAGAACUUUGCACUUACUUAAAAAAAAAACAAAAAAAAACAUUACUGCAACUUGCAAGUGCAUGACAUUCAAAAAAGGGUGUUUAUUCAAUUAUUUUUUAAAUGGACCUAACAAACUCAGAAGUCUACAAGUGCUUCUCCUCAUUAAGAGAAUGGUAUUGUAAUAAAAAAU
Gymnodraco acuticeps is the source of this 3947-nucleotide messenger RNA. RefSeq lists its product as uncharacterized. The transcript is spliced from 7 exons. Gene Ontology annotation, cellular component: IRE1-TRAF2-ASK1 complex. Gene Ontology annotation, biological process: mRNA processing; IRE1-mediated unfolded protein response; protein phosphorylation. The record is from RefSeq and is a predicted model, not a curated record. Bases 141 to 2876 code for a protein of 911 amino acids. Gene Ontology annotation, molecular function: RNA endonuclease activity; protein serine/threonine kinase activity; ATP binding. NCBI's taxonomy places the organism in Eukaryota, Metazoa, Chordata, Actinopteri, Perciformes, Bathydraconidae.